AUGUCUUGGGGAGGACAAGGACCACAUCAACCACAACGUGAAGGUUUCUUUGAACGUGCUGAAGAUGCUGUUGAACGUGGAUUUGGUGAUGUUGCAGGUAAUUUUCGUGAUGUGGAACGACGUCAUGAAGAACGUGAUGCUGAAAAACAUGAGCGAAGAGAAGAGAAUUAUGAACGUGAAGAACAACAAGAUUUUACGCAAGGACGUGGAUAUGGGUAUUAA
This is a messenger RNA of Didymodactylos carnosus, 222 nucleotides long. NCBI's taxonomy places the organism in Eukaryota, Metazoa, Rotifera, Eurotatoria, Philodinida, Philodinidae. The record is from the annotation of a GenBank genome assembly.